GCGCACGCACCCAUAAUCCUGCAUUCUCCAACAAGUUGUUUAUGGAGUUGCUUCUCUAUUUGCCUACACCCCUAAAUUCACCCCUCCCGGUUUCUUUGGGCCCCCUCCUCGGUCCCGGCCUGAAGGAGGGGGGAGGGACUCCGGGUUCGGUGGGGGAGGGCGUACCCCACGCUCAAGCCCGCGCCGCGGCGCCCCCUCUCCGCCCGCUGCUGACGCCCCCGGAUUAUUUAUCUGCAAAGUCCCGCGCGCGCCCAUUGGGCCGAGGCCCGAGUGUCAGCGCGAGUCCGGGCUAGCCAUUGGCCCCGCACACGUGCGGCCCUAACUCACGUGCUUCCGGUUUGAAGGCAAAAAGUGUGCCUGGGUGAUUUUUUUUCAUGCGAGAGAGUUUGUGCAAAGAUCCGAGCUGUCAGAGAUUUGAAAAAAAAAAAAAAAAAAAAACCAGCCGGGAGCUGGCGGAGACGCGCUCUCCCUGCAAAAAAAGCAAAGGCGAUUAAAGGCGCUGCCAGCCUCGCGCUCUGGGCACAGCUGAGCGUGACACUCGGGGAAGUCAAACCCCUCACUACUGCCUAGGAAGAUGGCUAGACUUUAAAGACUAUUUUUUUUCCCUUUAAGAAAAAAACUAUUGGAGCUUUUUUCUUUUUUCUUGCUUUCUUUUUUCUUUUUCUGUUUUGGCCGUGGCUUACUCCCCAUUUAAAACAAAUCAUUGAAUCUGGUUGCAAAAAGAAAUAGCCAAGUGCCUCCAUAUCUGGAUGUCUACAAAUUAGAGAGAGACAGCGAGAUCUAUCUGCUCGAUAAGAGCAAAGCGAUCCAGGCCAGACGCCCGGGCUUUUUUUCCUGCACCCGCCCCGUGCCUUCGCUGCGGCUUCGCCUGCCUCCUUCCUCCGCGCACCCCCACGGGCCGCUGGCAAAGUGGGGUGGGGAGCGAGGCGGGGGGGGCGGGGGCCGGCGCAGCGGCCGGGGCGGCGGGGCGGCCGAGCAUGGAAGAACAGCAGCCGGAACCUAAAAGUCAGCGCGACUCGGGCCUCGGUGCGGCGGCGGCGGCGGCGGCAACCCCGGGCGGCCUCAGCCUGAGCCUCAGCCCCGGCGCCAGCGGCAGCAGCGGCAGCGAUGGAGACAGCGUGCCGGUGUCCCCGCAGCCCGCGCCCCCCUCGCCGCCCGCGGCGCCCUGCCUGCCGCCCCUGGCCCACCAUCCACACCUCCCCCCGCAUCCCCCGCCCCCGCCGCCGCAGCAUCUCGCGGCGCCUGCUCACCAGCCGCAGCCAGCGGCCCAGCUGCACCGCACCACCAACUUUUUCAUCGACAACAUCCUGAGGCCGGACUUCGGCUGUAAAAAGGAGCAGCCGCCACCGCAGAUUCUGGUGGCUGCGGCGGCCAGAGGAGGCGCAGGAGGAGGAGGCCGGGUGGAGCGUGAAAGAGGCCAGACUGGCGCAGGUAGAGACCCUGUCCACCCGUUGGGUACGCGGGCACCGGGCGCCGCCUCGCUCCUUUGCGCCCCGGACGCGAACUGUGGCCCACCCGACGGCUCCCAGCCAGCCGCCGCCGCCGGCGCGGGUGCGCCCAAAGCCGGGAACCCGGCUGCGGCAGCGGCGGCGGCGGCGGCUGCAGCGGCCGUGGCGGCGGCGGCGGCGGCGGCCGCAGCGGCCAAGCCCUCGGACAGCGGUGGCGGCAGUGGAGGCGGCGCGGGGAGCCCCGGCGCGCAGGGCGCCAAGUACCCGGAGCACGGCAACCCCGCCAUUCUACUUAUGGGCUCAGCCAACGGCGGGCCCGUGGUCAAAACUGACUCGCAGCAGCCUCUCGUAUGGCCAGCCUGGGUGUACUGCACACGCUACUCGGAUCGUCCGUCCUCCGGUCCGCGCACCAGGAAGCUGAAGAAGAAAAAGAACGAGAAGGAGGACAAGCGGCCGCGUACGGCGUUCACGGCCGAGCAGCUGCAGAGACUCAAGGCGGAGUUCCAGGCAAACCGCUACAUCACGGAACAGCGGCGGCAGACCCUGGCCCAGGAGCUCAGCCUCAACGAGUCCCAGAUCAAGAUCUGGUUCCAGAACAAGCGCGCCAAGAUCAAGAAAGCCACAGGCAUUAAAAACGGCUUGGCGCUGCAUCUCAUGGCCCAGGGACUGUACAACCACUCUACCACCACGGUCCAGGACAAAGACGAGAGCGAGUAGCGGCCGCGGGCUGGGGCCGCGCGGUCCGGCCGCCGCGCCCGCGCCCCCUCCUGGCACCGCCGCCGCCGCUUCUCCGGCCCCACGCCGGGGACAGAGCAUCUGCGCAAAGGAGGGGAGCCACAGGGAAAGCAAAAGAGAGAGACGGAGAGAGAUCCUCAGAAUGGAGAGUCACGUUUAAACGAAACAUUUUUGGAAAGGGAGAAGGACUGGACAGGUGCUAUCGAAAAAUAAGAUCUAUUCUCUAUUCACAGUAUAAGGGACGAAACUGCGAACUCCUUAAAGCUCUAUCUAGCCAAACCGCUUACGAUCUUGUAUAUAUUUAAUUUCAGGUAAGGAAAACAAAUAUGUGUAGCGAUCUCUAUUUGCUGGACAUUUUUAUUAAUCUCCUUUAUUAUUAUUGUUAUAAUUAUUAUAAUUAUUAUAAUUAUUUUAUCCCUCACUCCGCCUCGCUGCCCCCGGCCCAGUUUCGUUUUCGUUGCCUUUUUCUUUUGAAUGUUACUGCUUCUCCGGUGCCUCCCGCCCCGCAUCGCUGGCCCUCGUUUCUCUGGGACUUUUCUUUGUGUGCGUGAGAGUGUGUUUCCUCGCGUGUUUGCCUUUCGCCUCUCCCCCACCUCCCACGACCCUUCUGUCGGUCUGUCUGUCCUGCUCCCCUUUCGUUUUCCGAAGACUUGUUGAGAAAUACGACCCCACAGACUGCGAGACUGAACCGCCGCUACAAGCCAAAGAUUUUAUUAUGUUCAGAAACCUGUAGUCUGAAAUAAAGUGUACACUGUGCUCACGA
Propithecus coquereli (Coquerel's sifaka) is the source of this 2946-nucleotide messenger RNA. It is a transcript of the gene EN1, whose product is annotated as engrailed homeobox 1. The transcript is spliced from 2 exons. Gene Ontology annotation, biological process: multicellular organism development; regulation of transcription by RNA polymerase II; neuron differentiation. Bases 978 to 2165 code for a protein of 395 amino acids. NCBI's taxonomy places the organism in Eukaryota, Metazoa, Chordata, Mammalia, Primates, Indriidae. Gene Ontology annotation, molecular function: RNA polymerase II cis-regulatory region sequence-specific DNA binding; DNA-binding transcription factor activity, RNA polymerase II-specific. Gene Ontology annotation, cellular component: nucleus. The record is from RefSeq and is a predicted model, not a curated record.